UGGACGUUGGGAAUUUGGCGGGAUAUUCGGGGCGCCGGCGAGGAGAGCGCUUCUCAUCCAGUAAAUAAGCGGCAACGGAGGGAACGGCAGCAGCGUUAAAAUCUGAGGGGAACGAUGGCGAAUGAAGCGGAAUCGGGCGGAAAGCGCCAGUGCGGCUAUGGUCUGGGCAGUGAGCGGCUCACUGCAGAGGAGAUGGAUGAACGGCGGCGACAAAACAUUGCCUAUGAAUACCUCUGUCACUUGGAGGAGGCCAAACGGUGGAUGGAGGCCUGCCUGGGUGAGGAGCUUCCGCCAACUACCGACCUGGAGGAGAGCUUGAGGAACGGCGUCAUUCUGGCUAAGCUGGGCCACCGUUUUGCGCCUACUGUUGUCCCACAGCGGAAAAUCUACGAUCGAGAACAACUGAGGUACAAGGCAACUGGGCUGCACUUCAGACACACGGACAAUAUCAACCACUGGCUGAAUGCGAUGGCCAAGAUUGCCCUUCCAUCGAUCUUUUAUCCAGAAACCACGGACAUCUAUGACAAGAAGAACAUUCCCCGCGUCGUUUAUUGCAUUCAUGCUUUCAGCCUUUACUUGUUCAAACUGGGUCUAGCUCCACAGAUACAGGACUUGUACGGAAAGGUGAAUUUUACAGAGGAGGAGAUCAAUAACAUGAAAACCGAGUUGGACAAAUAUGGAAUACAGAUGCCCUCGUUUAGUAAGAUUGGUGGAAUCUUGGCCAAUGAACUUUCCGUUGAUGAAGCAGCAGUGCACGCAGCUGUGAUCGCUAUUAACGAGGCUAUCGAUCGAGGGCUCAUGGAGCAAACCCUGCUGGCCCUGCACAAUCCAAAUGCCAUGCUGGUGAAUGUCGUUGACAGUCUUGCCCCAGUUUACCAGGAAAUGCUCUACCAAGCUAAGAGCGAGAAGGCAGCCAAUGCCAGAAACCGAAUCGAUUAUAAACCGGAGCUGUCCGAAGGGAAGGAUGUGUACGAGGAACUCUUGACUCAAGCUGAAAUUCAAGGCAACGUUAACAAGGUUAAUGUGCAAGCUGCCCUGGAGUACGUGGAUGAGGCACUGGAGAGAAGAGAUGCACAGGCUCUGUACUUGGCUCUGCAGAGUCCGGCUUUGAGUCUACACGAGGUUAACCGGGAAAACACGGAGUGGUACAUGGAUCAGCUCAUCGUCGAUCGCGAGCAGAAAGCACUGGAGCUGGGGAUGAUGGACCCGCUGGAGAAGGAAGAACUCCAGGCUGCUGUUCAUGCAGCCAAUGAAAACGCCAGUGUCCACCUGUGCAUGAUGCAGUCCGUGGCAAGGAUCAACGCAGCUGUGCGCAAGGGGAUCCCCGGUGAGACGGUGAAGGAACUGAUGGACUCCAGUGCCAAGCUGCCAGACGUCUACCAAUUUGCAGCGGAACUGUACCAGAGGGAGCUAUCCGCUCUGCAGCGGCAGAAACCACAGAGUGAGCUGACUCAGGAGGAGUUGUACGUUGCUGUGGAGAUGCUCUCGGCAGUGGCAUUGAUAAAUCAAGCCCUGGAAGCAGGAGAUAUCGGGGCCUUCUGGAGCAGCCUGCUCAGCCCAGUGACGGGCCUGACCGAUGUCAAGAAUGAGAGCGUACAGCGGUACUUUGAUGCACUGCGGAGACUGAGGCAGCAGAACUGUCGGAAUGGGGAGACCAUGCUGACCUGGAACAGUCUGCAAAUGUGUGUGCAUGAAGUGAACUCUGCUGUGCAAGAGGAACACAACCAAGUCGCUGCCAUUGGUUUAAUAAACGAAGCACUGGACCGGAACGAUCCCGAGAGGACCAUUGCUGCUCUCCUCAUGCCUUCCACCGGGCUGACCCACCUGGACUUCCCAGCAGCCAGGCGUUACCACGAUGUACUCGCGGCAGCAAAACGCCACAAGGCAAAGGUCAUGCAGGACGCAGCAGCCGUGCUCUGGUUGGAGGAAAUUCAGGACGGGAUUCACAAGGCCAAUCGAGACGGUCAGACAGCCAUGAAAAUGUCCCUGGGGAUAGCAGCCAUCAACCAGGCUGUCAAGGAGGCCAAUGCAUCUCAGACUCUGAGGGUCCUGCGCUCGCCAGAUGUGGCUCUCUGCAGUGUGAUUCCGGAGUGUGCCUCCGCCUACCAGUCUGAGCUGGCCACGUUGGUGCAAGUUAAAGUGGAGACGGGAGACAACCGAAGCCCUUGGGUGAAACACGUGCUGAAGGACGGGUCGAUGUACUAUUUCAACCUGCAGAGACUAGAGGGGAGCUGGGAGCGGCCCAAGGGAUUUGUGCAGAGCUCUUUACAGCUCAGCAGGGAUGAGAUUCAGUCCACAGUUGCUGCAGUGACUGCUGUUUACAAUCGAGAUCGACUCUGGCAGGCAAAUGAAGGCAUGAUCACCAGGCUUCAGGCCCACAUGAAGGGUUACCUCGUCCGAAAGGAUCUGUGUGCUCGCAAACACUUCCUCCAGAGGCAACUGCCUGCUAUUGUAAAGAUCCAGUCUCACUGGAGAGGUUACAGACAAAGGAGAGAUUACCAGAAGAGACUUUAUCACCUUCAAGACAACACGGAUGCUGUAAUUAAGAUCCAGUCAUGGGUGAGAAUGUGGCAGGCCCGGAGGAGGUACAAGGCAAGGCUGCAAUACUUCAAGAACAACAUUGCUUCAGUAGUUAAGAUCCAGGCAUUUGUCAGAGCAAAUAAGGCCAGAGGAGACUACAAGAUGCUGGUCCACGCCAGAAACCCUCCGCUGAGCAUAGUGCGGAAGUUUGCUCAUCUCUUGGACCAAAAUGACCACGACUUCCGUGAAGAGUGGGAACUGAUGCAACUGCGCGAGGAAGUGGUGCAGCGUAUCCGUUCCAGUCGCCAUCUGGAGCAAGACCUCAAUGUCAUGGACAUCAAGAUUGGACUGCUGGUGAAGAACAGGAUCACCUUGCAGGAAGUUGUUUCCCACUGCAAGAAACUGACCAAGAAGAACAAGGAGCAGCUGUCGGACCUGAUGGUGAUUGACAAGCAGAAGGGGUUAAAGGCCCUCAGCAGAGAAAAGCGGGAGAAACUGGAGGCCUACCAACAUCUCUUCUACCUCCUGCAGACGAAACCAGUCUACCUGGCCAAGCUGAUCUUCCAGAUGCCUCAGAACAGAUCGACCAAGUUCAUGGAGUCUGUGAUCUUCUCGCUCUACAACUAUGCAUCCAAUGAGAGGGAGGGCUACCUGCUCCUGCGUCUGUUCACCACGGCUCUUCGAGAGGAGAUUAGGUCCAAGGUUGACAAGGUCCGAGAGAUUGUCACUGGAAACCCCACAGUGACCAAGCUGGUGGUGAGCUUUUACCGGAACAUCCGUGGGCAGAACGCCCUGCGGGAGAUCCUGGGGCCGGUCAUCAAAGAGAUUCUGCAGGAUAAAACCCUGAGCAUCAAAACCGACCCUGUCGAUAUAUACAAGAGCUGGGUAAACCAGAUGGAGAGUCAGAGUGGGCAGAGAAGUAAAUUGCCGUAUGAGGUGACGGCGGACCAAGCCCUGACCCACCAGGAAGUCCAGCGAAGACUUGACAUAUCCAUCCGCAAUCUGCGGGCUGCCACCGACAAAUUCCUCAAUGCCAUCAUUUCCUCUGUGGACAAGAUACCGUAUGGAAUGAGAUACACCGCAAAAGUGUUGAAGAGCUCACUGAGGGAGAAGUUCCCAGAUGCCACGGAAGACGAAUUGCUCAAGGUGGUUGGGAACCUGCUGUACUAUCGCUACAUGAACCCUGCCAUCGUGGCACCAGAUGGGUUUGAUAUCAUCGACGUCACAGUGGGAGGUGGGCUCCACACAGACCACCGUCGUAACCUGGGAUCCAUCGCAAAGCUGCUCCAGCUCGCCGCCUCCAGUAAGAUGUUGGAGGGAGAGAACGCUCAGCUCCGCACCAUGAAUGACUACUUGUUCCAGUCCCAGCAGAGAUUCAGGGAAUUUUUCCGUGCAGCCUGCAGUGUCCCAGAACCCGAGGAGAGGUUUAAUGUGGAUGAGUAUUCAGAAAUGGUCAGCCUCAACAAGCCAGUCAUCUACAUAACUGUUGGGGAGCUGAUCAACACUCACAAGCUCCUGCUCCAACACCAGGACUCCCUCUCAGUGGAGCACAGCGACCCACUUCACGAACUGCUGGAGGACCUAGGAGACGUACCCACUGUCGAAUCACUCAUAGGUGAAGGAGCUGUGAAUGCAAAUGAUCUGCAUGAAGACCAUUUGGCCCAACUCUACAAAAUGGAGGUCUCACUGACUCUCACCAAUAAAUUUGAUAUCUGUAAAAGUGGCAAAGAGACAAAUGAUACCAAAGGUUUGUUGCUCAGCACAAAGCAGCUGAUUGUGGAUGUGAUCAGGUCCCAAGUUGGAGACUCAUUGACUGAAAUAUUGCGAACAUCUGCCUCAACGGAUCAGGUGGCAGACCAUUACCGCAUCGUUCAGAAGCGAGCGAUGCGUGACGCCCGCACCCCGGAGAAGAUGAAGCGAAACCCGUCCUUGCUCCUGGACAACAAGCUCCCGAUAGAGGAAAAAAAGAGGAAGAUCAUCCGAAGUCUGAGGAAGCUGGAAGCUAUCGGUGUGGUGUCCACUGCCAAUGACUACCAGCAGCUGAUCAAUGAGAUAGCCAAGGACAUCCAGAAUCACCGGCGCUACCGGCAGCAGCGCAAGGCAGAGCUGAGCAAGUUGAAGCAGACGCUGCACAGGAUGGACUCCAAGACAGCAUUCUUCGAGGAGCAGAUUGACUACUACAACCAGUACAUCAAGACCUGCCUUGACAACCUGACAGCUAAGGGAACGGGCCCUGGGAAGAAGCCUGCAGAGGCCAAGGGAAAGAAGAGUAAAGCCCUGUCUCUGAACUACACUGCUGCGCGACUGCAAGAGAAAGGGGUGCUGCUGGAGAUCGAGGACCUGCCCACCAGCCAGUUCAGGAAUGUGAUCUUUGACAUUGUGCAGAGUGAGGAGGUGGGAACCUUCGAGGUGAAGGCUCGAUUCAUGGGUGUGGACAUGGAAAGGUUCCAGCUGAAGUACCAGGACCUCCUCCAGCUGCAGUACGAGGGAGUGGCCGUGAUGAAGAUGUUCGACAAGGCCAAGGUCAAUGUAAAUCUGCUGAUCUUCCUGCUCAACAAGAAGUUCUUCAAGAAAUGAGCCGCUGUCUCAUCCUAUUGCUUCUGCCACCCGACGUAACCACUGCUUCUGCUGCGCAGAUGCAACUAGUACUAGAACGUAGCACGGUAGAUCACCUGCGGCACACAAGUGUGCCGACGCACUUAUAUAUUUAAUAUAUUAUUGCUUCAAAUCAACCUCGGACUCCACUAGCCGGGAGAAAGGAAUCGAGAAUCAUGGCCUCUGAGGUGUAAUCGGGCUUUUUACAAAAGGUUUAUUGCAGAAUCUGGAAUCCGGCAUCCUAUCCUCAAGUAGAGGACCAGAACAUCUGGGACCAGGUCCCUGAACAGCGUCACUGGUGGCUCUGGUGGUAACGGAUCCACUUUCUCCCAUCUCGGACCUCCAGGGUUGUCCUCCAAACUUCCCCCGUGUAAUAAUGGGGAGCUGCAGCCAUUUCCUUGGCUCCUGCUCAUCCCUCUCCAUGGAAGGCAAACUGCAGUAGCCCUCCCUUCCAAACCCAUCAGCUGCCUGUCAGGUGGGGCGGGUUGGCUGUGGACCCAUCAGGAGGUAGAGGUCAGCUGCAACCCUAUUCUCCCAACCAGUGGGGGGGAAAGCAGGUUCUGUUUUAUCCCAGUCCUAAAUUCAGUGCAUCCAAACAACAUCCGUGUCUAGCUCCACGACCUGUCGAUUGGAUUGGAAAGUUACCUGCUGUCUCGGAGCUCCACAGUAAAUGCCUCAGUGACGAGUUUCAGACACCCUUGUGUGAGCACCACAGUGUGCUUGCUUGGCAGACCCUAACAGAGUCUUGGUGUUCCUUGGUUUUGAACCAGGGCCAGUUGUAUUUACCUCAUGAUUUUAUACCUGAGGAUGGAGUUGCCUCCACCCUGGCAGGCUCUGUGUUUAGGAAACGUCCUUCAUGAGAACUUCUGUGCCGUAGAGACAAACUUCUGUGCAGGGUGUGAUGUUGACUGCAUCCUUGGCAUGUUAGGUUGGAGGUCUCCUGCAACCCCUGGCCUAUUGCAGAACAGAGCUACUGUAUUCUCAGUUACUAGAGCCAUUGAAACACACCCCAUGCAUUGGAAAUCUGUUGAAUACAUUGUGAUCGUCGUGGUAGGACUGGGACCCUCUGGGUUUCUGUAUGUGUUCCACUAUGGGAAGGAACAGCAGGUGAAAGCCCACUCUUCUGAGUAGUGACAGCAGAGGCGGCAAUAGUUCAGUGAAAUGGUGGCAUUGAGGGAUCAGUUGAACGGCAGGCAGAGAGUGGCCAUGGGUGCCUGCUCUUCCCAUCCAAGGUGUAUCUGCUCUCAGUGGCAUGAGCUGAAGGAGGCUUCCAGCAUUUUAAACCAAGAGCCGUGGUCACUCCUCGGAUCUGAUCAAGUCAGCCGGCAUACUUUGGGUGGAGGGUGUCCCAGAUGGAGCAAGGCCCAAGCUCAUUCCCAGGCAGGAUAGUGGAGUGAAUAAUCAGUAUGGUUCGUUAACCCCCAGCUUCCAGAGUGCUUCAGGGUGGGGCACUUUGGUCCGGUUGUCUGAUGGCCCAGCCCAUGUUCUGACAGUGUGUUUGUCACUUUCUCCCGGUUUGGCUACUGAUUCCCUGUUCAUACACUGAGGUCAGACUGGUAGCUACUGUCAGCUCAGGCUGUCAACCAACCAGAGCUUGUGACCUGCAGUCUCACCCAGGCACUUGCUAACAGGUGGAGGGUGUGACAUUGAGCCAGGCUUUCUACCUGCAUCAAUCCCCCAUCACCCUGACCUGAGCAGUGACUCCCGCUACUUAUCUACUCUAAUGGUAUUUUUUUUAUCCAAUUGCUAUAAAUUGAUCGACUGGUAACUGAUGAAAGAAAUCUAAUUCAAGGCUGACUAUUUACUCAACAACCUCAAUUCAUGAUAUCUAUUUUAUCAAAGUGCUGGGAUUUUAAUUGUAACAAUUGUACAAAAAAAAAAUUUAACUUUUUAAAAAAUGUUCUCUGAGCACUGGUGCUCGGGGUGUGCCCUCUGAGCGCCAGUGCGCACGGAGAGCGCCCAGUGAGCUUGCAGCUGGAGUCAGCAGCUUGAUCAAACCAUAGACUCUAAAGGUCUGUGGCUGUAUUGGAAAAUGAGCGGCAUUCUGCUGGAGCUGCCCUCAACCAGCAUCACUGAAAACAAGUUCACCAGCCGUGCAUAGGGGCAGUCUGGUAACAGUACCUGCUCUCCCAAAGUAAUCGCCUGUGUGAAGAGAUUAUGCCUCCUCAAGCCUGCCUUACCAUUCACUAUAUCUGCCCAAGCCUCAACUCUUUUUUUUGUGCCAGUUCCCCAUGGCCCUCAAUGAUUAUUCAAACAUUUAUCUACUUUCUCUUUAAAUACCCCCGAUCUAGUCUCUACUCCUCCCACCAUCCACCCCCCCCACCCCCCCCCCCCCCGGGUAAAGACUUUUGCCACUACAGUGGAUCUGGUCACAGCUGAGCAGUGUGGGUGGGACUUUGUGCUAUAGCGAUGCUGAUUCAGAGAUUAAAAACUGCACUGAGCACCAGAAAGAACUCUUGCAUGGGAUCCUUUAUAUUCCACUGAAGACAGGCACUGGGGCCUCUGUUGCAUUGUGUCCUGCUGACCGUACAGUGCUUCCCUGGGAGAAUCACCCUGGAUAAUGAGCACAAACCCUUCACCACCUGAUUCCGGAGGGUGUCACCUACUGAGGCACUGCUGGUACCUCAGUGGGCAAGUGUCGAUCUGUCCUAUUUGGUUUAAGCAUAUUGCACAGUUUGCGUGGCAGUGCUGCCGUUGCAAAGCUCCAGCGAUUCUCAUUCUGUGGAGUUGGCACAUUCUCCAUGAUUGCGUGGGUUUCCCCUGGGCAUUCCUAUUUCUUCCCACUUCCCAAAGGCUUGCCUCUGUACAUUAUCCCGUGUAGGGGUGGGCAGAAUUGUAGUGGGAGCGGGGAUUGAUGGGCGUAUGAGAGAGUAGGGUACAACAAAGUGGGGGAAUUGGAUUGCUAGGAAUAGUCAAAGAGUAGGCAUAAACCCAAGGGGCUGAAUGGCCUCCAUCAUUAAAUACAAAGGCAGGGUGGUGGGGUAUUUUUCACUAAACAACAAGUAGCUGGAGGAAUUCAACAGGUCAGGGAGCAUCUGCAGAGAGAAAUCGAUAGUCAACGUUUUGCGUCGAGACCCUUCAUCUGGACCAAAAGAGUGGAGGGGAGAUGGCCAGUGUCAAGAGGGGAGGGGUGGGCCAAGAGCUGGCAAGUGAUAGGUGGAUCCAGGUGAUUGGCAGAUGCGGGAGUGAAGGUUGGAGAUGGUGACCAAGUCUGGGAGGGCGUAGGUGCUGGACUCCGAUCGGAAAGCAAAGGUGGAGCGUGGAAGUGGGCUGGGCAGGUAGGGAGGGUUCCCAGUGGGCGUUCGCAGUCCCUGCUACUCUAAACUGAGCUGACCAGGGCAGCCGCAGAGCUGAUGAAACGCAGCACCGAGCUGGGACCUCGAAGCCAGAGUGGUGGAUGAAAGGAAAUAAAAUAUCGGAGAACCAAAGCUUGUGGUCUGGAUGCACUUUUAACAGUUUGGUUCUGGAGCACCACCCACGGGGCCAGAGUCUGUCUCUUUAGACAGUUUGGAUUUAGUGACUGACCUGAAACGUCCUCGUCUCUCUCUCUCCCUGUGUUUUACCCUUCAGCUUGCGUUGUUAGUGAAGGCGGAGACCUUGGGGCUCAGUGGAUUGCCCCUUCUCUCCUCCCUCUGCCGCCCUCCAAAUGCAACAGUUGGCAAGACAGAGUGGACGUGGUGGCAUCCAGUCAGGGUAACCAGUGGAUCAGAGUGGAUUAUUAGACAGCUGCAGACCCCCUAGCUCAAUGGACCCAGACGCAGCCGGAGAAGGACAAUCUGUCUGACCAGCGGAUCUGUCUCUGGUGCGAGUUAGCAGUGCAGGAGGGAACGAGCCAGGGGUACGUGCUCUAGAUGGUUGGGCCGAGCCCAAAAGAGGGGCCUUUGUGAUUGGCAGUGAUGCUCCCUGGGGUCAAAUCUGCUGAGGGUCACUAUUUAGGUUUGUACACAAGCCUGAAGAAAUAUUUUUUUUAAAAUGGUACAGAAAACAAAACGGUUGAGUGUGACAACUGUGAUUAAGAUGUUUGCUAGAAUCACUACACAUUGUAAAUGCUGCUUGUACAUGUUGCUCUUUCUGUCUUGUUCUUCACCUCUGUCUAUUCCUGGAGCUUGUCGUUUACUCCCUGUGCACAGUAUUUUAAUUUGUACAUUGGAGCUGGAGGCUACGCACUGCUUUGGAGCAUUUAACGUGGCUCCAGAAUGGGUUUCAAUGUACAACCUAUAAUGGGAACCAGAUACUUGAAUAGUGGCAAGCAAGAGGGAUCAGUGUGUUAAUGCAGAGCUCAAGGUGAGUCUGAACCCACCGUACGGCAGUGGGAUGCAAGUCUCUCUCCUGCUGCUCUGGAGAUUCACACUGAGCCGCAAACUGGCAGAUGCAAGCUCGUGGUUUGAAAUUGUCCAUAUGUUGAGAUCAACCUCAAUAUAUUCAGUCUUGCCGUGCGAAGCCAGCAACCAUCAGCUGUGGAAAAUGGAAUAAUUCUCCCUUGACAAUAACUUUGACUGAAAUUGGGAUCAAAGCUCCACGAAUCCAAGCCCUUGUCUUUUGACCUUGAAUAACCUUUCUUUGUGUUCUUUUCUUUUCUCAAAAUAAAUAAAUUAAAAGCAUUAGACACUAAAAACUAAACUUGAAUCGGUGUGUUUGCUGUGCAGACUUAACGGAGGGCAAUCGUCAAUGAAGCUGAGCUG
This is a messenger RNA of Pristis pectinata (smalltooth sawfish), 9797 nucleotides long. It is a transcript of the gene iqgap3, whose product is annotated as IQ motif containing GTPase activating protein 3. NCBI's taxonomy places the organism in Eukaryota, Metazoa, Chordata, Chondrichthyes, Rhinopristiformes, Pristidae. Gene Ontology annotation, molecular function: actin filament binding; calmodulin binding; GTPase activator activity. The coding region runs from base 115 to 5097 and encodes 1660 amino acids. Gene Ontology annotation, biological process: regulation of GTPase activity; regulation of actin cytoskeleton organization. Gene Ontology annotation, cellular component: cytoplasm. The record is from RefSeq and is a predicted model, not a curated record. The transcript is spliced from 38 exons.